CAAACUAAUAGAAAGGAGGAUAUUCUACAUCAUAUGUGCCUCUGGAUAUAGCACUUACUACUCCAAGGUGGCCAAGGAUCUUUCUACCAAAUUACAGCAACAACAGGACUGGGUCAAAUCUCAGAAAGUCAGCAGACAAAUUGAAGAACAUGGUUUGGUCAAGAAUAAACUUGAUGAGCAAAUGACUGAAUCUGAAGGUAACUUUAGCAUUGAAAACCAACUGAUCACGGACGAUGUGAACAAUGAAGCAGGUAAUGACCUGAUUGUCAAGUUGGACUUAGCUAAAGCCAAGCUGGAUGGAAUUAGACAAAUGAAAGCGAAACUUGUCACAGAUAAUGGCAAGAUCAAGAAGUCUAUUGAGCAAGCAAACUGCAGAGCAAACCAUUUUAAGGUGACUUGCUUAUUAAACUUCAUGCAUACAAGUGUGUGCUUGUUUUCAAGCGGCCAUAUUUUACAACCAGAGCUAUUGGAAAUAAGCACAAUGACCCUGGAAGAGAAAUACAAAAAGCUUCUGUCAGACAAAGAUAGAGAAACUGAGUAUCUUUGCUCAGUGCGGACCAUGUUGAAGAAAUAA
Molecule: messenger RNA, 574 nt
Organism: Durio zibethinus
Lineage: Eukaryota; Viridiplantae; Streptophyta; Magnoliopsida; Malvales; Malvaceae
Source: RefSeq, a predicted model, not a curated record